UUCUGUACUUUGGAAGUUCAUGGCGGGUCGCCGGCUGCCAUCUUGGACCUCGCUCGUUUAAGAAGCCGGCCGCCCGCAAAAAUCUCGAGUUUCACACGGCCGCGCGGCCUCAGCUAUUCCGCGAGUAAGCUUCGCGCUCUCGCAAAGAAAUCGGGAAUUCGUUAUAUUUAAUCCAGUCAAGAUUCGAGCUCGGAAUGCUCUAGGUUUAUUACUGUUCUCACGUGUACGUAGUUGGGUGAACAGAGGAGACAAAGUCAUUAAUAGCUGUAAGUUUGGAAUAGACAGCAGAGACAGUAUAUCUAUCAAUAAGGCACUUAUUAAUAGUAAUACUUUUGAGAGAAUGGCAUUACCAAGUAGAGCACGAGUUUAUGCUGAUGUGAAUUCACAUAAACCAAGAGAGUACUGGGAUUAUGAAUCUUAUGUUGUUGAUUGGGGGCAACAAGAUGAUUACCAAUUAGUAAGAAAAUUGGGAAGGGGUAAAUAUAGUGAAGUAUUUGAAGCCAUAAAUGUUACAAACAAUGAAAAAUGUGUCGUAAAAAUAUUGAAGCCUGUAAAAAAGAAGAAAAUAAAAAGGGAAAUAAAAAUUUUAGAGAAUCUUAAAGGUGGGACCAACAUAAUUACACUCCAAGCAGUUGUCAAAGAUCCUGUUUCGAGGACACCAGCACUGAUCUUUGAACAUGUCAACAAUACAGACUUCAAGCAAUUAUACCAGACGCUAACUGACUACGACAUAAGAUACUACCUCUACGAAUUACUUAAAGCGUUAGAUUACUGUCACAGUAUGGGAAUUAUGCACAGGGAUGUGAAACCGCACAACGUGAUGAUAGACCAUGAGAAUCGAAAGUUACGGUUAAUUGACUGGGGAUUGGCGGAGUUCUACCAUCCCGGUCAAGAAUACAAUGUACGAGUAGCUUCUCGCUAUUUCAAAGGCCCGGAAUUACUUGUAGAUUAUCAAAUGUACGACUAUUCAUUAGAUAUGUGGUCAUUGGGCUGUAUGCUCGCGAGUAUGAUAUUCAGGAAAGAACCGUUCUUUCAUGGACACGAUAAUUAUGACCAAUUAGUUCGAAUUGCAAAAGUUCUCGGGACCGAGGAACUGUUUGAGUAUCUUGACAAGUAUCACAUUGAACUCGAUCCACGUUUCAACGACAUUUUAGGGCGGCAUUCGCGUAAGCGCUGGGAACGCUUUGUACAUUCGGAAAACCAGCAUCUAGUUUCACCGGAGAGUUUGGACUUCCUCGACAAGCUCUUGCGCUACGAUCAUUACGAGAGACUAACUGCGCGCGAGGCUAUGGAGCAUCCUUACUUUUAUCCCAUAGUGAAAGAACAAGGUCGGUUGACCAUGGUGUCAUCAUCGCCUACUCCCAUGACAGGCUCAGUGCCUGUAGGUGAGUAGCGGCCCAGAUCAUCGUGGCGUAACAAUGAGCAGCGUACCGGUCCAUGGGACAAACGGAUUGGAAAGCAUGGAAGGAGUUGGAAGCGGGUGUUUGACCCCUUCGGAAGAACUGCCUCAACUCUUAUAAGUUCAGCAAUUCUGAACGGAAAACCGACUCCCAGUCUACUACAGAAUAUAACAAUGCAACAGCAGAUAUAUCGUAUCGCCAAGUACAUUCUUCUCUGCACCAAAAUCAUUCUGGUUUGUAACAGCGGCUUCAUCGAUCCCGUCACUAAGACUGAAAUAUUUCACUUUGCUGUGUCUCCUACAAAAGCGUAUAACCACUCGCAAUUCGCGACGUACUUAGAGAAUCACGGGAGAUUAGGACCUCGGCGUAAAAUCAGUCGCGUGAAGACACAUGCUCCGUCCAUAUUGGCCGGUGUGCAUGCGAUAUCAAAGGCAGCGCGUUGCUUACUUCCGUUUCACGACUCGCGAUGCGCCCUACUAUAUCUACUAUUUUUUCUGAUGUUGCUAUUAUUAUCAUCGUGUUCUUGGCAGAUCUAUAAGUGCAUAAAAAUGCAGCUAGAUCCAUUAUCAUUUGAAAGAUGAUUACUCGUGGUUACGCGAUAACAGGCAAGCGGUGGAGAUUUUAAACAAAAGUCACCCGUUCGCAUUCACACUUACACUCGCGAAUAUACAGAUACACACACGUCACACAAUAUACACACAAUUACACUUAUACACAUACCUUAGGCCAUUCAGUUUAGUACUUUUAACGAUGAUAAAAUGUUCGUUUAUAUCUGAUACCACAAUAGUUGAAUAAAAUGUUUGUUAUAGCCAAGUACUCUUUGUGCUCUGUGAAUAAACCUGCUUCUGUGCGUCCAGUAACACAAAGUGGCUACCGACGCUAAUCAGCCAUUGUUAGCCGAGGAGAAUCGAAGAAUUGUCAAGUUCGAAGACGCGCGACAUGUAAGAUACAUAAAAUUUAACAGGCUUGUCAGUAUUUGCUCGUAUAUUGCAUAUUGUGUUCCCUCGCGAUACGAUCGUUCUCCUCGAUAAAAGAUGCUUAAAGAGAAAGGGAGACGGAUCUGAUCCGUAUAUCCAAGCAAAUGGCAGUUAAUACUGUUCGAUUAAAUGCAAGCAAAAUUCACAAGCACCUUGGCACAAAAUCCACAAACAUUAUCGACACAAACAUACAUACAUACACACACAUACACAUACAUAUAUGGUUUAAAAUAUUAGAACGUGUAUAUUUGUAAAACUCGGGCUCUGUGCGCUGGUCAAUCUUACGCCGACUACUGGACGACGUUUGCUUUCCAUGAUUCACGUAAAAUCGCAUAACGACAGUAUCUUUGUUACAAAGUGAGUUACACGUGAAUUAUGAUCUAUAUAUAAAUAAUAUGUGUAAGAGAUGACUCAUCGUGUACAUUCGUGUGAGCAUUUGUAUAUCGAGACGAGGACAUAACACACAUUGUAAAGAAUGUAUAGGAAUACAACACACGCUCCUCUUGUACACUAUCUUUUUUAUAUAAUUUUCCAAGGAUUUGUCAGUUCCUAAUAAUAUGAUGAAAACACGAAUGAUGCAUUAUUAUCCGGACGGGACGUAUGAAUCGAUCGCCGUUUGUGCUCUCGCGCGUCGACAAUGCGUAAAUUGAUCAAAUCAAGCGGAGUGAGAAGAAAUUGGGGCGAGAGCGCGUGAGAACGCUCUGCAUUAUCGGUGAAAUAGUAACGUUCGCUUCUCUCAGUCUGACCGCUGCGUCGUUUUUGCCUUAUUCUCGCGUCAUUUAAUAAGUAUACGUAUGCAUACACAUACACGGACGAUAUGUUACAUGAUAUGCAUGCGCAUACACAUAGGCAUAGAUACAUACACACACAUACACACAUUCGCGUUAUAUAUUAUAUAUAUUUUUAUUUUUCAAGGAUGUACACAUACAUACAUACAUACAUACAUUACUUACACGUGACACAUAAAUAAAAAUAGAAAAAAAGUUCAUAGGCUAAUACGAGUAAGAAUGUUACUAUACAUAUAGGAUAUUAUACACGUGUAAAAAGAGCUGAGAUCACACUACUCGCGCGAUUUAACGUUAUAUAUAAAUAAUGUUCUUUUUUUUUUUAUUUAUUCCACUUGGCUGUCACGCGCCGUGUCGUCGAAGUUAUAUUCACUUGCUGUUCGCACGCGUGGGGCGGGGAAUGUCGGACUGGAAAAGGGAAAGAAAAUCGCUUUUAUCGCGGCAAGAACGGCGCAAACACCCUACACACGAAACCACACAAAUCACACACCGAUACACACGUACUUGUUUAACCAAGUUUUAUAUCCUUUCCUGUUCAUAAUGUUACGUUUACGAUAAUCUAGUUUAGUUUUAUAGAGAAGAAGGAAUAUGCGGAAUGGUGAGGAGAGAGGGGAAGAAUAAGUACUAUUUAAAUAAGCAAAAAUUAGCUUGGAGAAACGAAGAUAACGAAUUGUCACUAAUAGAAAUAAUAACACUGCUGAGAUGUGACUUCUUGGGCUAUGAUACUCUUUUUUUUCGCGUAGUAACGAGCCGUUAAGAGAGAGAGAGAGAGAGAGAGAGAGAAAGAGAGAGAAAUAUCAAAAUGUGACGUAUGAGAAUUCAUUUGAAACACCUCGCCCUCCCCCGACUCUAAAUUUCUUGAGGCUGGUGUUUCGAGCGAAUUCGACUUUUCCUUUCUUUUUUUACUGCACACUUGCUCGUUUGCUCGCAAAAAAAAACGAUAAUUUAUUUACGACAAAAGUGCAUUCAUUUCACGCGCGAUUUGUCGAAGAAAGAUCCUGUUUCUUUUUUCCUCUCUCAAUUUUACCUUUUCUCUCACAUUACUGUCAUGCUCAUCAUUGCUUUCCCUUCACACGACAUAUUAUCGGUCGUUAUUGAAGAGAAAAGAAACGAAAAAGAAAAUUGCCGCCAUAGGUAUAUGCUAAUCCGAAGUGUGCUACGACACAAAGUAUUUUGACAUGGUUAAGGUACGACAAUAAAAUUUGCCAAAGUG
Odontomachus brunneus is the source of this 4375-nucleotide messenger RNA. It is a transcript of the gene CkIIalpha, whose product is annotated as casein kinase II subunit alpha. NCBI's taxonomy places the organism in Eukaryota, Metazoa, Arthropoda, Insecta, Hymenoptera, Formicidae. Gene Ontology annotation, molecular function: ATP binding; protein serine/threonine kinase activity. The coding region runs from base 341 to 1393 and encodes 350 amino acids. The record is from RefSeq and is a predicted model, not a curated record. The transcript has 8 exons. Gene Ontology annotation, biological process: protein phosphorylation. Gene Ontology annotation, cellular component: nucleus; protein kinase CK2 complex; cytosol.